Messenger RNA from Dermatophagoides farinae (American house dust mite), 2291 nucleotides. The record is from RefSeq and is a predicted model, not a curated record. Lineage: Eukaryota; Metazoa; Arthropoda; Arachnida; Sarcoptiformes; Pyroglyphidae.
AUGGAUGUCUUUUUUUAUUAUUAAUUAACACUGGAAAACAUUUACAAACAUACAAACGAAAAAAAUAAACGUAUCAUACACCUAUAUACAGAUCACAUACACACACACAGACAGACAGGUACCAUCUACGUGAACGUUUGAUGCGACAUUUCAUACGACAUUCAUUCGAUUUGAUUCAAAAACUUGAUCUGAAUGAAUUUGAUUUUGUUGUGUGUGUGUGUGUGUUUGUGUUUGCCAAUGCAAAGUAAAACAACAAAAAUUCUUCUCAUUCAUCCAAAAGCAAUCGACAUAAAUCACAAAAUUCUUUUUUGUUUCUUCUUCAAAAAUUUUUUUUUUUUUCAUUUUUAAACUUGGAAUUCAAAAGUGCCGUUAACAGGUGUUUGAUAACAUCGACAACGUGUCAUCAUCAUUGGUAUAAAACAUCAGUGAAACGAAUUCGAUCUCAGGCAAUAACAGCAAGUUAUGGGGAAAAAUCAGCAAUUACCAUCGCCACCACCAACAACAACAACAACAACGACAACAGAAUCAACAACAACAACGACGUCGUCGUCAUCAUCGUUGCCAAUAAUGAUGAUUACAAAUAAUAAUAAUAGUGAAAAGCCGCAGCCGCAACAACGAUCAACAACAUUAUCAUUGACAACGUCCAUAAAAAAAGUUGAUUCAUAUGAUGAUCAUCAUGAUGAAGAUGAGCAUAGUGAACCAAUCAGUCUUAUUCAAUAUCUUUUAUCUUGCUGUGGUUUUGAACAUUUGUCUAAAAUGAAACGUUUAGAUUCACUUGAUAUACUCUAUACAGUUGGUUCAUUAAUCGCAUUUCUUGGCUGUGUUUGGCAAUUGAUCGAUGUGAGCCGGAUAUAUUUUGCAUACGAUACAAAUGUCAAUGUUAUGUUUGUACGUGAAAUUAAAGUGGAAAUUCCGGGUGUAACAAUUUGUGCAAAUCUUGGCAUGAUUGCAAAUGAAACAUAUCUACAAGAACAUUAUCGUUCACGAUUAGAAUCGAUGCCUGAAUAUCCGGAUAAAAAAUAUCGUGCAUAUAAAAAAUUGUUACGAAAUCUGACACUAAAUGAACAAUUGAAUAAAGCAACCAUAUCACAUAAAGAGCUAUUACAGGAAUGUCGUAUUAUGACACCGAUUGCAUUCGAAAAUAGUACCGAAAAUAAAGAUGGUUUCAUUCCAUGUAAUCAUGUUGCAGCGAUACAUGAAUUUUUGACUUAUUCGAAAAAAUGUUUUUCCAUCGGUCUACAGUUGAAUAAUGAACCAAAUGAUCGUUAUGUUAUUGAUCAUGAUGCAACCAUACGUGAUAAUGGUUUUCCAUUAUUUGAAAUACGAUUGUUGAAUAAAUAUCUUGAAGCACCAGUAAUAUUCAUUAAUUCACGUACAACACCAUUCUUGUCGUUUAUUGGUGGACAAACCAAUGGAUUUCAUGUUAAUAAUACAAAAUUCGUUACACAUACAUUUAGUUAUGUGAAAACAAUCACUGAAUUAUUGGAACCACCGUUCAAAACAAAAUGUCGUAAAUAUGAAGAAAUUGGCUAUAAAUCAUUGAUGCAUUGUAUGAAUCAUUGCAAGGCCAAUUAUUUCAUACGAAAAUUCAAUGGAUGGCAUGGUGAUGUACCAGCUGAUAAUAGUUAUAAUCUUGACAUUUAUUAUGCUCCUGAAGUACAUAAACAGAAUAAAAGUUUGGAUAAAAUUAUGUCCGAAGAAUGUUCAGAAUUCUGUAGUAAACGGCAAGAUUGUCAUAGUGAAUUCUAUACAGUGCAACCGAUUGCCGAAUUUGAACGUGGCCAUGGACGUCCUGAAUGGCAAAAUCUUUAUCGUAUCAAUAUUUAUUUACCAAGUGGUUUGAAUACUCAUUAUAAACAUUCACCACGUUUAGAAUGGAUUGAAUUCAUCUGUUAUUAUGCCAGUGUCAUUAGUCUUUGGUUUGGUUUUUCAAUCAUUGCAUUUUCAAGAGCUUUAGUAUGUCUUAUUCAUCAGAAUUCACUUGCAGCAAAAAAGAAUGCUGAAAAUAAUAAUAAUGAAUUAAAAGCAGAAAACAUAAAAGAAGGUCAAACUAACUGUGGUUAUAAUCAAUCACCACGUACUUCGAUCAGCAUAUCAUCUUGAAAUGGAUGUUGAAUCGGAUCAUUUUUUCAUCAUCAUCAUCAUCAUCAUCUUCAUUUUCAGCCUCUUUUUAUCAUUUUGCAUAUAUAACAUAAUCAACAGGUGAAUGUUAUUUCUGUUUGAAACAAAUAAAAAUUUCCAUUUUUUUUUCGUUGGUUGAUUAAAUAAAUUUCUGCUAUUUUCAUAUUCAA